This is a messenger RNA of Caenorhabditis auriculariae, 11315 nucleotides long. Lineage: Eukaryota; Metazoa; Nematoda; Chromadorea; Rhabditida; Rhabditidae. The record is from the annotation of a GenBank genome assembly.
AUGAAAGAAAUGAAACUAACUGAUUUGGAUAAACUUCUGGAUCACUACCGAUUGGACAAGAAUCACGGGUUUUUAACGCGAUGUGAUCCCUCAAAACUCUCUUCAUACUAUGAGUCUUGGGUAAAAAUGUGUGGUAAGUCUUUUUCAAAUGAAUAAAAAAAACAGUGGCGAAUUUGAAGACAGUUUGAAAAGCUACAAGGAUACUAAUGAGCUGAGAAACAAGAUUCGUGAUAUGGAAAGCUUAGAUACAAGUCAUUUGGAAACUUAUGAAGAUUGGCGUCUUGCCCACUUGCUGCUCAUUACCAUGACAUCAGCUUACUUAUGGCAUGGGAACUCAGAAAAGGUGUGUGAGGGAAACUUCUUUCUUCACUUUUUCCUGUUCAUAGUCAUUUUAUACAUUUUAGGUACCCUCAGUACUUCCGUUGAGCCUUUCCAAGCCUUUGAUGGAAGUAUCUGAACACCUUGGAAUCAAGCCGGUAGUUUCCCACUGUAGUACUUGUCUAGCAAACUGGCUCGAAAUUGAUCCUGAUAAAGAUUUUGAUCCUGAUAACUUGGAAACGAUAGCUUUCAAGUUUUUCGGAAACACAGAUGAACAAUGGUUUUUCACUGUUACGGCAAAAGUUAUUAUCUUUAUUUUUUUCCAUCAACUCAAUGAUUUCAGAUUGAAAAAGAUUUUGCGCCAGCCAUUGUAGAAAUCGCCAAAUGCACUGCGAAAGCCGAAAAGAUUGAUUUGGACGAAGAAUCUUUGACGGAUUGUUUGAUUGCCAUAUCUGAGAGUCUCAUUAAGGCGAAAAAGACAAUCAAGGUUAAAUCAUUUUGAAAUUUCGUUUCCAGCUUUAGGAGUUGCAGAGAAUGCCGGAGAAGUUGAAACCUUCAUUUUUCUAUCAAGAUUUCAGAAGAUUUUUGUGGGGAUAUAACAAAUCAAAUUUAGAAAGCGAAGGGUUUUAUUUCGAAGGUGAAGAAACAUUUUUCUGAGGUAUUCCUCGUAAAUUUCAGGCUACGAAGAAAUGGGACCCCAACUUCACGAUGGAGCCAGUGCAGCACAAAGCUCGACUUUGCAACUGAUUGACGCAUUUCUUGGGAUUGAGCAUCAGGGUUGAGUUUUUUUCUUCCACGAGGUCUUUAUGAAAACAAUUGUGAUUUAAUGACCUCAGAGUUGGAACGUGGGUCAUCGAUUUGAAACAAAAUUAUUUCUUUCGGAGCGUUUGAAAACAACUUCCAAAACGUUUCAGAAAAGCAAAAAAUCUUUUUGGACGAACAACUGAACUACAUGCCACGAGAGCAUCGAGAAUUCAUCCAGUAUGUUCGUAAGGUUCAAGCAGGGAGAAUAUCGAAAGGAGAAUUGGUCUACGCUUCUCGAAAUAACGCCGUUUCCGCUCUGCGUUCUUUCCGAUCUGAACAUCUCAUAACUGUGACUCAAGUUUUUUUUUCAUUCUCAUUAUCAUGUUUCAGGUAGCCCGUUUCAUUAUUUCUCAAUCGACUACCGACCCCUCGGCUGCCGUUGGGACCGGAGGAACACUACUGAUGAACUUUUUGAAGAGCGUUAGAGAUGGUGCGCACUGAGAAUCCUCUAGAAAUUACAAAUAAAGAACAAAUUUUGGAAGACCUCAUGGGUCCUCUCAAACUUGAAACACGCAAAAAACAAAAACAACGCAAUAAGAAAGCUCAAAAACUUUCCGUUUUUUGAAACCCACAAUGUCCUGCAUUAUUUAUCGCUUGCCGUGGUGAUUUAUUCAACUUGAUGUGAGAAAAACCAUUACUUUCGAAUCAAUCAAAUGAAGUAAAUUGAAAAUAAUUGGCUGCAAAACUAAAAGCUUUUUCAAAUAACCCCCAUAAGAAGUAGAUAUUUCGUCUAUCUGAGAGUGGUGGAGCAGAUUUAUAGCAAGUUCCAAACUUUUGGCAGGAAUGGUUUGCCAUGUAAGAAACACAUACAGUAGAAAUUCGUUUGGAGACCACGAAUUGUCAGAAGAAAACAAUAAUUUGGCGAGUGAACUAUAUCUGAGCGCCUUCGUUCCUUUUUUUUUGGAAGAGUAUUAUAUUUCAUUUUUUUAAAUUUUUGAAUGGAUUAUUGCGGUAGUGAUUGAAAAAGCUUUAUAUUUAUAGUACUUUGAUGAACAAAUUUACAAAUUGGGAGGUUCUUUUGAUCUUCCGCUUGAAAAUCGCAUUUCUUUAUAAGGAUUUAUCGCAAAAAGACAAAAAAUUUCAAAAACUGAUCUUUUAGCAGCUGGUUUUUCAACGUUUCUUCAUCUAUAAAUCAAGUUUUUUUUUCCUGAUUUAUUGACAGAAAACUGCGGUUUUUUGAUCCGACGUUAUGAUGGCGCACAUUAUACUCCUUCCUUCGUCUCUCCCCCAACACUCGCAUUUAUCGAUUUUUUCGGUGGACGCGAGGUCUUCCUUUUUCGCAAGAUGUCAUAUGUUUUUUCGGAGAUGUAUUUAUUCUCUUUCUUUCAAACUCUUCUUCUAAAAUCCGAAGUACAUGUUUUCUACUCCUACUUUUCGUCUCGGAGUGACGAAUGGUAUCAUCAGAAACCAUUUACUAUCUGAAUUGGAAUAAAGAUAUAUUAAAUAUUUUUAUUUUUUUAAGGGAUCAAUCAAUUUUAAAAAAAUCGUAUUACUUCUACGCAUCCUUUUGCAAAAAUCUCAAAAAUUAUAGCCAAACAGUAAAAGUUCAGUAUUUCCUUUGAAAAAAAAAGGAAAAAAAAGAAUUCGGUUUCAAGCUCAGAUUGAUCAAAACAGCAAAAUCAGUUUCUCUUUUCUUACACUGCGUCUCUGACUUCAGCUGAUGUUUUUUUCUAACCUAAUGAAAUGUUUUUUUGAAAUAUGAAUCAUUUUCAGUUGGUAAAUUUAUAUAAAAAAAGUAUGCGGGCAGUAUAAAUUUCAUAAAAAAAAUGAUAUGGAUAACUCAUAUAAGUAGAUUUUUUUCGAAAUUGAGAAAAAAAGCAUAGGGGGAAAAAUGACUCAUAGGAUCACACUUUCGAAAAAUUUGAAUUUUUCAAUAGUAGACCGAACGUUAUUAAAAAAAACUCCCUACGUCUUCUAAAGUUUAGAGCAGGAAUUUUCAAGAGCAUGACACCAGGCGUUCAGUUCACGUUUUUUUCUCAAGGAGUUUUGCUCCCUUUUCUGUUCUUUGUUUAAAAUACUCAUCACUCACGGUCUCCUCAAAAAAAACUCACAAACGUUGAACUCAAAGAUAUGUGUUUUUUCUCUCAUCACUGCCCCUCGUCCUCGUGAUAAGCGUUCGGCCCGUUUCUUCUCAAAUCGCUGGCUUGAUUGAAAUUCGUUUUUAUCGACUUGAUACUGUCAGGUGCUGGAUUCCAAAUUGCUACACCGCGCUAGAAAGCACGACGGCUCACCGGAGGCGGACGCCCCCUGCGCGAAACGAGCCAAGUAUGUUUUAAAGUUCUUUUUUUUUGAAGUCUGAGCAAGUUCCGUAUUUCAGAAACCUAAUCUAGUUGAUCAAAUAACAUUUCAACCAGCUUCUAAAUCCCUUUAAAUUUUUAUUUAAUUAAACCGGCCAAGUACGCUCAAACCAAACAUUCGUUUAUCAAAAAAAGAAAAUUUUCAGGUAAGAAAAGGUCUAUUUUUUAAGGGUAAGUUUCUCAAAAAAAUUGAGAAAUAUCUACAGUACUGGCCAUAAAGGUAUUUCAAAGUGGUUAUUCGAGCAUAACUUCUCUGAAAAUGACUCAAAUGACUUGAAACUUCGCACAGAUUUUUAAAUAGCUACGCAGUAACAUUUUUCUCAGAAAAAGAACUUACUUGCUUGAGUCAAACAGGAUUUGAAAGCAAAAAAACCAAAAAAAUCGUGAAAAUGAAGAUUUUUUUCUCUAGAGAUUCGAAAAAAAUCAUAUCUUCAAAGAAACUUCGAUUUUUCAAUUAGAAACUUUUUUUCCCCAGUAAAACAAAUCUUCGACUUUCUAAAAAACCUAAUCAGCCCCCUAUCAACCCGAUAGCAAGAGCGUAGUGACUUUUUCUUCGAAAGGCCUUUGCGUUUUGACGCCUCGUCAUUCAAAUGGACUAUACGAGGUCAUUUUUGUUUGAGAACACCCUGUAUCAUGUUGAAAAAAACUUCAAAACCUCCUCAAGAAUAGUUUCACACUGUUUUUCCUCAGCUUUCUCACUUUACCCGCUCUUCAGAACUCACUAACUUCUCUGGGACCGAUUUUUGAACCUCUGAUUCGAACAGUUUUUUUCUGGACUUUCGGGCAUUCAAAGGAGUUUUUUUAUCUGAUCAGUCGCUUUUUCAAUCGUGAAAUCGAAAAUAAAUAAUGAAUAAAUUGCAGGCUCCUGCUUUCUAAAGACUGCUAAUUUUUUUGCUGAAGCAUUAGUUUCACAAGACCAAAAAAACUUAUUUUUCCAUAAGAUUUAAAGAAACAUUUUUACAGUGCCUAUUUUUCUAUCUGAGAGCUAGGAAGAGGAGUUACAAAUUUAUCUCAUGAUCUAAAACAUUUAAAAAUAUGAAAAAAAGGGGUUUUUAUCAUCUUUCACGAGAUUUGGAGCCUUCUAAGCAACACUUGCUUAAACGGAGUUUUGAGAACUUGGAGGAACUCAUUAUAACUCACUAUAUCUUUUUGAAUAAGUAAGCGAAACACAGUGAGUCUCCUUUUUAUUUUUCAUUCAUUAAGGUUUUUGGAAAAGCUUUGGAAUCUGAAAUGAGAAAUCGAGAGUGUUCUGAUUUUUGAAAAAAACGAGCAUAACCGCUUCAAAUCAGAGGUUCAAAAUCGGUCCCAGAGAAGUUAGUGAGUUCUGAAGAGCGGGUAAAGUGAGAAAGCUGAGGAAAAACAGUGUGAAACUAUUCUUGAGGAGGUUUUGAAGUUUUUUUCAACAUGAUACAGGGUGUUCUCAAACAAAAAAAUGACCUCGUAUAGUCCAUUUUGAAUGACGAGGCUUCAAAACGCAAAGGCCUUUCGGAGAAAAAAAGUCACUACGCUCAUGCUACCGGGUUGAUAGGGGGCUGAUGAGGUUUUUCGGAAAGUCGAAGACUUGUUUUACUGGGGAAAAAAGUUUCUAAUUGAAAAUCGAAGUUUCUUUGAAGAUAUGAUUUUUCGAAUCUCUAAAGUAAAAUCUUCAUUUUCACGAUUUUCGGUUUUUUGCUCUCAAAUCCUGUUUGACUUGAACAAAUGAGUUCUCCUUUUGAGAAAUAGUUACUGCGUAGCUAUUUAAAAUCUGUGCGAAGUUUCAAGUCAUUUGAGUCAGUUUCAGAGAAGUUAUGCUCGAAUAACCACUUUGAAAUACCUUUAUGGCCAGUACUGUAUUUGAGAGAAGAAUGAUGUGCAAUGAGAAGGAAAAAAAUUAUCGUUCGAUGCCUUUUUUUCUACUAAAUAAUAUUUUUUUCAUUUCAGUAUAUUUAAUAACCAAAUAGAUCAAGAUUUGAAAUCAAAAAUAGACAAUUAUUUAUUUUUCCAGAAAUAAAAAUCAAAAAAAGUAUUUUUGAUACCUUCUAUGAAAAAAAUGGAAAAAAUCUUAAUUUCGUUUUGCUUUUUUCAGCUUUUUUUGAUAAAAUCAGAAUCAUUGCAAAAAAAAGUGGGAUUGUAAUAUUUUUUUGACGAUCAAUUUCUAGCUCCUGUUAAAAAAAGAAUCAUUUUUUUGAAAAUAUUUCAAUAAUGGCGUGGAUUUUCGCGCCAAGUACGCAGACUGCGGACUUCACGUAGAACGGUCGGAAAAAAACAAACGAAGGUCACACUUGCGCCGUUCUCUCUCUUUCGAUCGGCGUGUGUGUUUGCUGUUGGAUACGUUUUCCUUUUUUCACUUUCACAUAUUAAUGUUACACCACGCCAACUAGAAACUUCUUAUUGAAAAACUUUUUCAAGCAUCAUAAUGCUAUAACUCCGGGUUAUUCUUCUUGCUUUUCGUGCACUCAGAGCAAUGAUUGCCAAAAAUUCCUGAUAUCGCAGAAAUUCUCGACCUUACUCUGUCAUUUGAUUCCACCAGUUCGCCAACUUUCAGCUAAGUAUGAGAUAUAAGUUUUAAAAGACGUUUUGGAACUGAAAAUUGUCCUAACGUAACUUUAAAUCAUAAUUUGGAAUGGAAGUGUUUCGUUUCAGGUAAAUUGUUUUUCAGAAUGGUGGGAUUGGCUGGUCGACGUGCGGGUGUCCAGGAAGCCGGGCCAAGUCGUUUGACAGUAGGCGAACGGAUUCAACAAUCGAUGGUAUGUUUGAACUCGCGGCGGAAUAUCAGGCAGAUUAUAGCAGUUCAUGGGCGAAAAAGAUGAUGAUGAUGAACCCAAAGAAAAACCGAAUCUUACGCCGAAAACUGAGUGCAUGGUGCGAGUCAUCGCACAGUUCCUUUCAGACUCUGGCUUGCAGUAAGUUCUUGAUCUUCAAUCUCCGAUAAUCUGAUAUUUCAAUCUCAGAGAAUCUGCGCAAGCACUUGUCAAAGAAACGCAGACAAAGAUUGAGAGCAUUUAUGGGAUGGAAAUGCGAAAAAGCAUCUGUCAAGGUGAACAUCAAACUUUUCUCUUCUUACGAUUAUUCGCAACAUUCGUGACAAAAAGUUUUUUGAGGUGAUUGGGCUGAAGCAUUGUACGUUUUGGACGAGGCUGGUCGUCUAUUGACAUCUGCUGAGCAGAAUGCUACACGUUUGAUUCUUCUAGAAGAAAAAUUUUAUCAACAUGUUCGAAAUGGAGAGGUGAAAUAUUUGUAACAGAGAUCGAGAACAAAAAGAAUUUCAGAGUUUCGAGGCUCUAGAACUUAUGAAACACGAAUAUCCGCAAGGAAAAGAUUUUGAAAUAAAACGAAAUCAAAUUUUGAAGCAUUUGUACGUUUCGCCUCGCAAAAUCCACAAAUACCCUGAUGCUGCUCGAUGCACGUAAGACUCUGAAGUUGACAUCCAAGAUAAUAUCAAUAAACAGGUCGAGAACCGAAAGAAAAAAAAUUGCGGAAACUAUUCAACGAAUUCUGCCACACAGUUUCAUGCUUCCAGCCAAUAGGCUAAAGACUCUUGUAGACCAAGGUACGCUCCAUGAAUUUUUCUUUUUCAAUUUUGAAAUUUCAAUCAGUUGAUUUUUCAGUUUUUUGAUGUUUUUCAGCGAAAAAGUACCAACUUGACCAGUGCAAACUACACAUGAAAGAACAACUGUUAACUGAUGAUACGGGCGUCUUGGAAGAUCACAGAUGCUUUGUCAAUAAUCACAAAUCUUACAGUUUAAUACAGGUUUUUUUCAUUUCACAUUUCAACUGUUCUGAAAAAAACUUUCAGACUAUUCGCGACGAUGAAAACGAAGUUUGGAUCGUCAAGUUUUCACCAGAUGGACUUUUGAUGGCUAGUGGAUCGAAACACAACAAUGUCAUCAUUUGGAAGGUGAAAAAAUCAAUUUCCGAUUUCGAUAAAUUUUUUUUCUAGGUGCGAGAAUCGAAAACGAUUAAAAAAGUUCGAUUGUUGGAAACGAUGAUGUCAAAAGGCCAUAUCAACAAUAUGGUCUGGAGUUACGAUAGUACGUUGUUGGCAAUUUGCGGGUCGGAACAAAGCGAAUUCAACGUAUGUGUACUCAUUUCGCACUUGGGCUCAACGAAAUAGCUUUCAGCUUCUUGUAUACAAUAUUGUAUACGGAACUACUCAUUGCAUCGUGAAAUGCUUGUCUCACGGGGAGCGUGGAAUUUCUAUCACAUCCAGCACAGUCUACUCCUGCUGCUCGUUUUUCGCCGGAACAAAUCGACUUCUUAUUGCUGGAACCGAAAGAGGUCUAUUGAGAGUCUAUGUAAGUUUGAAAAAAUAGAAAAAAAAACCUUUCAAUACCAAUUUAAACAAGGAUUCGCAAAGAAGUAGUUUGGAGCUUGAUGAAUUUUCAUCUAGAUAUACAAGAGUUUCAGUCAACCCGAUUUAAAUAUAAAAUGUCUUUCAUGAUGUACGGCUCGACUUUCAUUCACCGCUCGUUUUAGUUAACUUUCAAAAAGCUCCAAUACAGGAAAAAGGUUCUGUGGAAAAAAAUCUCUUUAAAAAUUUUUUACACAAGUAUCCAACAACUUCAUCCAAAAAUUUUGUAGGAUAUGGACGGCUCGGAAAGCGCACAACUUGUUAAGCAAGUAAACGGAUUCCGUGUGCGGUGCAUUUAUGGGUUCAAGGACGGAAAACGUUUUUUGGCUUCUGACAGUCAUAACAGGUUUUUCGAAGAUCUCUUCCCCGAUACCGUCAUAGCCAGGAUUCGCAUGUACUCAAUGAAUGAGAAUGACGGAGAAACGAUUUUUGUCGAGGAAGCUCCAAUAUUAACAUUUGAAGUGCAUCCAACGGAAAGGUAAUAAUUCCUUAAAAAGGUGGAAAAAUUCCUGUGGUUGUUCCAGAUUAAUUCUCACAACAACGACGUUGAACUUGCGUUUAUAUGAUAUGAAAACAAAGACUUUGGUGCGCUACUUCUCGGGAGCCUGCCAAUACGACAACAACUCCGCGCUGAUUGUCCAUGCGUCAUUUGGCGGGGCUAACAAAGGAUUUAUUGCAACGGGCUCUGUUAGGACCUGGUCUUCUUUUGAAAAACACAACGGGAAACCGAAUCGAAGCCGCAAGAAUGUCCAGAAAGACGGCCGUGUCUGCAUUUGGGACUUUGACGACAGCCGACCUACGUUGCGGCUCAAAGGCCACACUGGCGUCGUGAACGCAGUUUCGUGGCACCCAACCAAUCCGAGGUCCCUAUUCCAAUAAAAAAAAACUCUGCAUUUUCAAGUUUGUUAUAAAGCACAAUGAGAGUUUGAUGGUUUUUAAUUGAGCAUCAAUUUUUCACUAAAACUUUUUGUCUAUUUCUAAAAUUUAUUAAAAUUUGUUUGGAUAAGUUGGUUACUCCAAAAAGUCACAAAGUUAUCUUUUUUUACACAUUUAAAAAAACUUAUUCUCAAAAUGAUUUUUCAAACAAAUGCGUUUGCAAACUUGCUUUUUAGAACGAAUCGCAAAAAAACUCAGAAGACGUCUUGUCAAUUUUUUUCUAUUAAAUUUUACCACUUUUUAUCUCACAAAAAGGCACCGAGUCAGUUUCGUACAUCGAAACUGCAAAAAGAUUAAGAUCUUUUUAAAUUAAAGUGAAAUGUGAGGACUUUUUAUUGGUUUUUUUCCAAAUUCGACGAAACUUAUCCUCUCAUUUGCGGCCUCCAAUCGUUUAUCAAUAAUAAAAUUAUUGUUCAAUAUUCAGCAGCGAAAUCAAAAUUUUUUGAAAACUCAAUAGACACAAAAAAUUGUGUUUCAGAAUGUUGGCUAGCUGCUCCGAAGAUGGCACAAUUCGCAUUUGGCAGCUGCAUCCAUCCGUUACUAGUCGAAUGACAAAUAUUUUGCCCAAACAAAUGAAAAAAAAGACGGAGGUAAAAAUAGAAGUCGUCGACGAUGACGAGGACUUGGAGCAAAUGGAGGAAGACGACAGAAGACCUGUCGUUCACAACUAUACGUCCAUGACCAAUGGCAACUCGAAUCCCAGAAAAGAAAAGACCCAUACUCCGGAAAGAGAGUCUGAAGCUUCUGGAGACAGCGACAUAGACAGCGAAGAAGAGGAAAUAGACGAUGGGUCGGACGAUUCAGAAGUGGAAGACGACCAAGAGUCAGAUGAAGAAUCGGAUGAAGAAGACUCGGAGCUGGAACUAGAAGAAGAAGACGACGAAGUUGAUUUUUUGAACCGAAGACGUUUCGCGCCGGAAGAACCUGCCGUAGAAGUUGUCUUUGAAGGCCUUCUCCGCCACGAUCCUCGAAAUCUUGAGUCCAGAAGGGAUUCAGAAUCGGACGAUUUCUGGGCUUCGAACCGUGUUCCAGGUGUUAGGGCGGGAGACCAUUAUUUAAUGCCCGACCGAUGGUCUCCGCGAGCAAGGUGGGAUUUUCAGAUAAAGUAUGGUUAUUCGAUUUCUGAAGGACAAAAAAUUAAAUGUCAUUUUUUUGAACAUGGAUCUAGUCUGAAAUUUUUAAAAUCAAAAUCUGGUGAAUCAAAGUUGCUUUGCAAAAUAUUCUUAUAUUUCAGGUUCAAUUCUUCAGAUUGUGUCCAUUUGGUAGGCCAAAAGAAAUGUUUUUGAAAUAACUUAAAAACGUUCGCAAAUGUUUUCAGACUUUUCUGUGGUUGAAAACUGCUGCAGAAAAUGGUGGCCGUUGCUCGAUGAACAACUAAAUGUUUUCAGACCGGCUCCACGAAGAGAGGAAGAGACGAGAAUGGAAACGGAAAACAACAAAUCGCCAGAGCAAGGUCCUCGCCGGAUGACGCCUGAUUUGACCAAUGGGAUGAGAAUUAACGUUCGUCAAAGAACUCCACAGAUACCUCGGCAAGUAAUUUUCUUUUUCAUAGUUGUUCUAUCUUUUGAUUAUUUUUCCGUACUCUUAUUGAUAAAGUUUAGUGGGCUCUCUGAAAGCUUCCCUGCGACACCACCGAUCAACACAACGGCUCAUCGAGAAAACGCGGUACGGUGGGGGUAGGUGAUCUGAGAUCAGCUUUCAAACUCAAUAACUAAAACUCAACACAGAAAAAACAUAAUUCCAGUCUGCACCAGUUUUUAGCUUUUCGUUUGAAAUCUCUCGAAGCGCUAAAGCCACCGGAAACUGAAACUUGGAAUUACAAAAACUAAGAACUGUUCAGGUCAUAACAAUUGUUCUCUGGGUGAUUUAGAGUUUUGGCGGUGUUUGAAUGCUAACUCAAACGCAAAAAAAAAAAUCUAUUUUUAUAAGCAGCCUGACUUCAAAACUUCGAAGCUUCAGAAAAUAAUCGUCUCAAAAGUGCGUAUAUCGGCUUAUAUUGAAAAAAACGUCGUGUUGUGUAAUUCUGCUUUUUUUGCGUCUGAUUGUGUUCCUCAUUUAUAUUUAAGUUUUGAAAUUCAAUAAAUAUAAUAAAUAUCCUUUCUUAUUGGAGGUAGAAAUUUCUGGCAGGUUGUUUUUUUGAGGAACCUUCAAGCUAACCAAAACCGAUAUGAACAACUUUGCGGCCAUGGAAAAUAAGAAGACUUUUUAUUAUUGAUAUAAUUUUUUUCGUUCAAACGACAUUUUUCCAUAAUGUUUUUACUUUUGAAGAACUAUCAGAAAAAAAGAAGGAAGCUCGUGUUUGAUUUCGAGUUCUCGGCCAAAGGCCGCGUUGCGUACAAAACAUGUCACCUUUGACAAGCCACCCACCUGCCUCUAGAACCUGAGAAAAUUGACUAUAAAACUGUAAAUUUUUUUUCAGACCAGUUCCUCCGGAUCGUCCUCCUCUGAAUCUUCCCGAACCUCCGGUUUACAUUCCACAGCCGGUAUUGACAGAACGCCAACGCCGUCUUCGGGAGCUCGAUAGGCUUGGCUUCCAAAACACAAUCGCCUACCGUCUUCUGGCCCAAGAAGAAGCGAUUGGCGCUCCGCCAGGGCCCAUGCCUUUCCCGUUUAAUUACCCUCCAGUGUAA